Molecule: messenger RNA, 1531 nt
Organism: Tinamus guttatus (white-throated tinamou)
Lineage: Eukaryota; Metazoa; Chordata; Aves; Tinamiformes; Tinamidae
Source: RefSeq, a predicted model, not a curated record
AAAGGGCUAUUGCAAGGCACGAAGUCAGAGAAAUAGAACAACGCCACACAGUAGAUGGCCCCCGACAAGAUGUGACCCUGGAUGAAGAAGACGAUGUGGUGAUUAUUUACAAUAGAGUACCUAAAACUGCAAGCACAUCCUUCACAAAUAUUGCCUAUGAUCUUUGUGCAAAGAACAAAUAUCAUGUUCUACAUAUCAAUACAACCAAAAACAAUCCUGUUAUGUCUCUGCAAGAUCAGGUCCGAUUCGUGAAGAAUGUGACUUCCUGGAAGGAAAUGAAACCAGGAUUUUACCAUGGACAUGUUUCCUAUUUGGAUUUUGCAAAAUUUGGUGUUAAAAAGAAACCAAUUUACAUAAACGUCAUAAGAGAUCCUAUAGAACGACUGGUUUCUUACUACUACUUUUUGCGCUUUGGAGAUGAUUACAGACCAGGGCUGCGAAGGCGAAAACAGGGGGAUAAAAAGACCUUUGAUGAAUGUGUAGCGGCCGGAGGCUCGGACUGUGCUCCAGAGAAACUUUGGCUUCAAAUUCCAUUCUUCUGUGGCCACAGCUCAGAAUGCUGGAAUGUGGGAAGCAGAUGGGCUUUGGACCAAGCCAAGUACAAUCUAAUUAAUGAGUACUUCCUAGUAGGAGUUACUGAAGAGCUUGAAGACUUUAUCAUGUUACUGGAGGCUGCGUUGCCCCGGUUCUUCAGGGGUGCUACAGAGCUGUAUCGAACAGGAAAGAAGUCUCAUCUUAGGAAAACAACCGAGAAAAAACUUCCCACAAAAGAAACUAUUGCCAAGCUACAACAGUCUGAAAUCUGGAAAAUGGAGAACGAGUUCUAUGAAUUUGCACUGGAGCAAUUUCAGUUUGUCAGAGCACAUGCAGUUCGGGAAAAAGAUGGCGAGUUGUAUAUUCUGGCUCAAAACUUUUUCUAUGAAAAGAUUUAUCCUAAAUCAAUCUAAGAACACACUACUGUUAGCUCAAUGGACCUAAACCUGUGGUCGCAUCAUCAUCUUAGUCCUCAGCUCUGGAAGCUAAAUUGCUGUAGGCCUCCAAGACAUUUCUCUAUAGAUCGAAGGGGGCUAUGGACCACGUCCAGGGAGUUGGAUACUGAUUAACUAUGUUGGUAAUCCAGAAGCAAAAGCUUCCUUUUAUCAAACUAAUAUUUUCAGUGGAAGUUAAUACCCCUUACCUGAAGAAAACUACACCUUAAUUUGCAGCAAUUAACCACACAGCAGUUCUAGUUGAAAAUAUAAACAAACAAAAAUGCUUCUCUUAAUGCUCUUUUUAAGUUUUGGAGCAAUUUAUUUUCUUUUAUACUUCUAUGAAGAGGAAAUCAUUUUUCCCAGCUUUCAACAUGGAAAUUUUGGUUGUAUACAAUGAGUAGUGUUAAUAACUGGUUGACAUCUAUGCUUUGUUUUUGAAAAUGUCAUGUUACAUGAUAUUAAUUGUGAUGGUUAAUCAUGUUUUGCUGAGAAAUGCUGCUGCUGCUGGAAUUGCCCGUGUUUAUAUAUAUGUGGUUUUAUUAGAAAGCUACAACUGAUCA